Baudoinia panamericana UAMH 10762 is the source of this 1231-nucleotide messenger RNA. RefSeq lists its product as uncharacterized. Bases 286 to 1029 code for a protein of 247 amino acids. The transcript has a single exon. The record is from RefSeq and is a predicted model, not a curated record. NCBI's taxonomy places the organism in Eukaryota, Fungi, Ascomycota, Dothideomycetes, Mycosphaerellales, Teratosphaeriaceae.
AUGAGCGCUAUGUAGCUUCGAACAUGGCAAUGGAGAUACCAUUACCCCAUCCGCAAACCAUACGCAUGGCUGGCUUCUCCGCAUUCUCUAAAUCGGUGCACGUGUGGACGUUGAAGGGGCAACUUAUGUUGUCCUUCUCACCGUGGCUACCCGCAGGCAUGGAGCCGGCGGCGGAGAGACACUGUCGUUUGUCUCCUUCCCACCACUCCUCCCGGCUCUCUCAGUCCUGCAGCGAAGCCGACAGCAUGAUUUGAGGUGUUGUUACCCUCCGCCAUCUUCGCCACUAUGACGGAUCAACACCACCAACUUCCACCCCGCACUCGUGUGGAAGAGUACGAAGAGCCGCGGCCGAACAACGGCAUCUAUCGAUUCCGUUGCAGGACCACGACCACACCCUCCACAGCUGCUGGUAUACAUCGCGUGAUCGACGAGCAGGUGAUCGAAGAGACCGUGCGCUGGCCAAACAACGAGCAGCGCCGGCGUAAGGAAAGAUGCGCAACGAUACAGCAAAGUCUGGACGCAGUAACGCUUUCAUUUACACUCAGAGUUGCCGCGGAAGAGUGCGCGCUGGGGCAGGAACCAAGGACGCAUUACGAUGAUGUGUUUUCCUUUGACUACGACGUCAACGACGCCCUCCGCCACAUCAGCGGGUGGGAGGACGAGCAUGCGCAGGCGGAAGUGUUGCCCGCGGUGCCGCAGCCGCUCGUGCUGCUUCCGCCCGCUCAAAUCACUACUACCCGAGGGAGCGCGGCGAACCUUCGGCCCCGCUUAGCGCCACCUCCUCCUUCUCCUCUCCGUCCUCCGGUGCACGAGCCUCGACCGGCGCUGAGUGGCUCCCUGAGAACGACAACACCAGCUGCGACUGGAGACAGUAGUGGCGCAAGAUUCGUGGACCUCGGCAGCUACCGCGUCGGCGAAGCAGCAGGAGCUCAGCAGCGGCGGCAAUCGGCUCGACGCCAGCGAAUUACACCCAUCUACGUGGAUGACGAUGAUGGCAACGAGGAUGACAGCCUGUUCAUGCCCAAGUAGGAGGAGCAUCGGAGAUGAAGUUCUGGGUAUAAGCACGAAGGCUACGCAGGAUCAGCCGUCCGGCUUCCCAACAACACCAUCGAUGGUGUUCAGAGAGGUCGUGGAAGUUGGAGAUCAGACAGGGUGCAGGAUCGGUCGCUCGUCAGCGAAGAGGCAGCGCGCACAGCAAAGCCUCCUCACAGCCGCAGGUACGGCAGAGCAU